AAGCAUAACAUUGGAACAUUCGCCUAAAAGAGGGUGGGGGAAGCGAUGGUUAGAGUCUCCGGCAUAUAAGUCUUUUUUUAGCCUUUAUUAUGCGACUUAUGGCCUUCCCUCGUGUCCAGUAAUUACAAGCAGAAUUUAGACUUUGGUGCGGACUUAUUUCCGAGUUAACAUGACGGAAUACAAGCUCGUGGUGGUUGGAGCUGGAGGCGUUGGGAAGAGUGCACUUACUAUUCAACUUAUUCAAAAUCACUUUGUCGAUGAAUAUGACCCAACCAUAGAAGAUUCAUACCGUAAACAGGUCGUCAUUGAUGGGGAGACGUGUCUACUGGAUAUUCUUGACACAGCUGGGCAAGAAGAAUACAGUGCAAUGCGAGACCAGUAUAUGCGAACUGGGGAAGGGUUCCUGCUUGUUUUUGCUGUCAACAAUGCAAAGUCUUUUGAGGAUAUAAGUGCAUAUCGGGAACAGAUAAAACGAGUAAAGGACGCAGAUGUGGUACCUAUGGUUUUGGUGGGCAACAAAUGCGACUUGCAGGUGCGUGCAAUGGACAUGCAGCAGGCACGAGAAGUGGCCAAGAAUUAUGACAUUCCUUUCAUUGAGACCUCUGCCAAGACCCGCAUGGGUGUCGACGAUGCCUUCUACACUUUAGUAAGAGAGAUCAGGAAAGAUAGGGAACGUCGUGGGAAGGUUAGGAUCGGAAGUAGGAACAGCAAGAGGAAGUGCAUUGUGUUCUAGGAGGACUGUGUGUUGUGUAGACUAAAUAAGCCUAAUGGCAUUAAACCUAUUUGUUUCCGUAACUGUCAUGAAAGUUAACUUCAUGCCAGUGCCAUUUGACAACUAAAUUCUGCCACGAAAGUUGGGAGGAGGAGCUACAGUUCUCGGAAUGCGUCACCUGUAUGGAUAACUUCGCACCAACUUCCUGGCUACCGCGAAUACAAAAAUUUCUCUCUCGACUUUGUGUGAAUCAGUGGUUAUGUCAUUCUCAUUUCAGUUUUGUGUAAUUAUUAUGCAGAACCUCAAUUGCACAUAACAUCAAUAGAAAAAAAUGACUGAAUGUUUAAAAGGUUUAAAGAGUAACCCCACCCCCAAAAUUGGCUAUCUUUGUCAGUCCAGAGUUAAACCUUGUGCAUGAUAUGAGAAAUGUUUUACA
Messenger RNA from Penaeus monodon (black tiger shrimp), 1148 nucleotides. RefSeq names its product GTPase HRas (gene Ras85D). The record is from RefSeq and is a predicted model, not a curated record. Gene Ontology annotation, biological process: Ras protein signal transduction; epidermal growth factor receptor signaling pathway. Gene Ontology annotation, molecular function: GTP binding; GTPase activity; GDP binding. NCBI's taxonomy places the organism in Eukaryota, Metazoa, Arthropoda, Malacostraca, Decapoda, Penaeidae. Gene Ontology annotation, cellular component: plasma membrane.